Molecule: messenger RNA, 8120 nt
Organism: Manduca sexta (tobacco hornworm)
Lineage: Eukaryota; Metazoa; Arthropoda; Insecta; Lepidoptera; Sphingidae
Gene: sotv
Product: exostosin-2
Exons: 7
Coding region: 147-2285 (712 amino acids)
Cellular component (GO): membrane
Molecular function (GO): glycosyltransferase activity
Source: RefSeq, a predicted model, not a curated record
UCCGUCAGUGGAUGCGUCAAUUCCCCAUCACAGUAGUAUUAUCGUGUUUUACAAUUUAUUAAUUUUUUGAAUGAGAAUCAUUUGUUUAUAUGAAAAUGGGAGGCACAGGUAAAAUGAGAAUAUUACAUUAAUCGUCGAAAUCACAAAUGGCUGCGGAGUCGCUCUUAAAAACUGCAAGGCACUCUAAAUACACGUCGUAUAGGAAAAUUUUGUAUCAUAGAUUUUUCGUGGGCCUACUUUUGUUUAUAGUGGUGUCUCUAGUGUUUACUGUGGUGUUCAACGCGCUCAGUGGCAGCGCCCCGCGGACGAACGUGUUUUUGCCGGUGAAUUUGGAAUCCAGAAGCGAAGUACAGAGGUUGGAAGAUGACGCGCCUUAUACGCAACCUCGUCUCGGGAAUUGUACAUAUUGGGAGUGCUUCGACGUGUACAAAUGCGGCAGAGGAGGCCACGACAAGAUAACCAUUUAUAUAUAUCCAUUGAAAAACUAUCAGACUGCUAAAGGGAAUUCUGUAUCACAUUUUUCUAGAGAAUUUUAUAUGAUAUUAGAUACAAUAAAACAUAGUAAAUACUAUACGCCGAACCCAGAGGAGGCGUGCCUACUAGUCCCCAGCAUAGAUUUGUUAAAUCAAGCUAGUUUUUCUAGUAAACAUGUGUCACAAGCACUCCAGUCACUUGAAUAUUGGAACAAUGGCGAAAAUCACCUAAUCUUCAAUAUGGUGCCGGGAACAGCGCCAAAUUACAACACCGUUAUAGACCUCAACACAUCCAAAGCCAUUAUAGCAGGAGCUGGCUUUAACACGUGGACAUUUCGCUACGGAUUUGAUGUCUCAAUACCAGUUUAUAGUCGUGUCGCCGAGAAUAUAGACAGCACGCAACCGAAACAAAAGAAUUACUUGAUAAUAUCAGCGCAGUUGAACAUACCGACGAACUAUCUGGAGGAUCUGCAGAGUAUAGCUUCGUCGUCCAAUGAUCUCUUACUACUAGAUAAGUGUAAAGAUGAUGUAAGAACAGAUUAUAGUAAACGAUGCGAAUAUACUACUGGGAGAGAGUUCAAAUAUCCAGACGUGUUAAAGGAAGGUCUGUUUUGCUUGAUGGUCCGAAGUGCAAGACUGACGCAAGCAAUACUCAUGGAUAUAAUAGCAUCGCAGUGUAUUCCUAUAGUGAUCUCUGACUCCGUAGUGAUGCCUUUCAACUCGCACGUGGACUGGCAUCGAAUAGCAAUGGUGAUACCAGAGGAUAACAUAAGAAAUUUGUUGAAAAUAGUCCAUUCUGUUAGUAAAGAGAGACGGGGGGAGUUGUACUGGCAGUUGAGAUGGGUGUAUGAGAAAUACUUCGCGAGUAUAGAGAAGAUCACACUGACCACGCUAGAGAUCAUUAAUGAGAAGGUGUUUCCGCUGGUUGCGAGGAUGUACGAGGAUUGGAACAUGCCUGAACAUUUGUACGGGCCAGUGAAUCCACUAUUCCUGCCGGUGACUGCGUCAAAGUCUCCAGGCUUCACGGCAGUCAUCCUCACGUACGACAGAGUCGAGAGCCUGUUCACGCUGAUCCGCAAGCUGGUGCGAACGCCGAGUCUAGCCAAGAUUCUCGUCGUGUGGAACAACCAGAGGAAGGCACCGCCGCCAUCGUCGGAGUGGCCGGUGAUUAACAAGCCGCUGAAGGUGAUCCGGACCUCGGAGAACAAGCUCUCCAACAGAUUCUAUCCGUACGACGACAUCGAGACAGAGUGCCAGCUGACCAUAGACGACGACAUCGUUAUGCUCACGCCCGACGAGUUGGAGUUUGGUUUCGACGUGUGGCGCGAAUUUCCCGACCGCAUAGUGGGGUUUCCGUCCAGACUGCACGUGUGGGACAACGUGACCAACUCGUGGCGGUACCACAGCGAGUGGACCAACCAGAUAUCUAUGGUGCUGACUGGCGCCGCGUUCCACCACAAGAUAUGGUCGUGGUACUACACGCAUCGCAUGCCGGCGGCGGUGCGUCAGUGGGUCGACGACGCUUUCAACUGCGAGGACAUUGCGAUGAACUUCCUAGUCGCCAAUGUCACCAGGAAACCGCCUAUUAAGGUAACGCCGCGAAAAAAGUUCAAAUGUCCGGAAUGUACGAACACCGAGAUGUUAUCGGCGGACGCGCGCCACAUGUCGCAGCGGUCGGCCUGCAUCGACCGCUUCACCACAAUAUUCGGCCACAUGGCGUUACAAGCCGUCGAAUUCCGGGCGGACCCCCUCCAGUACCGGGAAACCGGUUCCGGAGUGCCGCACGCUUACCCGGACAUUGGCGCGUUGUAAUGGAUUGGUUUGGGCUCUCUUAUGAUUAGGGUUUGAGUUCCGGAAUUUUUGUACCGGAAUAUUAAUUUCCGGUAUAACGGCUCCCUAUUGUAAACAAUUAUUUCUAUUUCAUAAGGUGGAAGACAGUACGUAAUUAUUGGGGCAAUUAAAAAAAUUUCCGUACCGGAAAAAAAUAUCGGAAAAAUUAAGUCAAUAAUGAUGCAGUGUUAUUAGUAUAAGAGGGCCCUUAACUAUGGAACUGAGGUAAAGGUAUGGACAAUAACAAUUUAGUAUGAAGGCUGUAAUAACGAUGGGUAUAUCGUCCCCAAUACCAGGGUAUGUAGAAUAAAUGACAUUGUUAAUUAUUUACAAUACUGACAAAUUGUGUGGAUUUUUAUGGUGGCCAAUUUUAUUCAAUAAUAAUAGACAUUGUUAGAUGUGAAUUUUGUAUAGAAUCCAAUUUAAAUGUUUUUUUUUUCCCGGCGGAAUAGGCUAAGGUAUCGUGAACUGUUCAGCCUCUUGUUUUUAUGUUAAUUUAGUUUCAUAUGUUAUCAAAUAAAUCUACGCUUAUUUUUUAAAUUUUUACGAACAAAUGAGAACAAAAUGUAAUGACAAAAAAUACUUGUAAAUUUUUUAUAAACAUUGCAGGCGUGAGUAAAAAUGUAAUUAUGACAUCAUGUGCACUCGACAAAUACUCUAUUUAUCAUGAAUUUAUUACAAUAACAAAAACAUUGCUCAACAACACAUUUCAAGUGUCGCUAUUUUAUUAUCUAUGACUUAAUAAUAUACAAAUAUAUUAAAGAGCAAUUAGAAUUUGAAGAAGUCGGUUAAAUAUUAACAAAAAAAUAUAUGUACACCAUCAAAGUUCCACACAAUUUGCUCGAUAAACGAAAAUUCCGACAUACGCCACAAUUAUUUGCCAACAUCUUACAGUGACGGAAAAUCCGUCAGCCUCUUGUAACUAGAUCUCACUUUACUUAACUGUGCCAUGUUAUACACCCUCGAUAUAGUAAUAGUCAUUUAAAGCGGAAUUUUCCGUCACUGUACGCUCACAAUCAAAAGUGCUUACCCAUAAUGAUAUACCCACACUGGUUUUAAUGUGAACAGUUUGUUUUUGAGCUUAAGAAUGCCUUGGGGAAUUAUUUAUAGAUUUUUAUACAUAAGCAUUCGUUUGUGAAACGCGAUUGUUUGACUGAAGUUGCUCGAUUGUACGCACUCACUAUGUUAAGGAUUUGUUCCAAUGUUCGGUUAUCCACUUCCAAAUGUUUGACCCAAACAUAUCUGUUUUGCCUCUUCGGUGCGACAUGAUAUUACUAGUGUGUUGGUAAUUGCGUGGUGGUCGAUGGUAACGUUGGAAUAUAAGCAAAUAGAAAAUAUAAUUGUUUUUGUAAGUAAAUGACGGGUAAAGUGUAUUGUAUAUGAGUGUAAUAAGUCAAUGAGGCAUCGGUUUGCUGUUUUAAAUCGAUAGAAUUCGAUAGUUGGCGUAUAUGGCCGAAGAGGAUUUUUAAAAUCGAUUAAACUGUGACAAAUAUCGUUUAGAUUUAAAGUAUCGCUAAAUAGCUCAAAUAAUUUUAGAUCGAGGCUUUCACAUGACAUAAUAAUUUUAAGUUAUGUUAUGCGUGGACUUUAAAUCUAAACGUAUGUAAUUGUACUUGCCAUUCCCACGACAGUAGAAACGUAUCAGUUCUACGACAAUAAGUUUCUAGUUUUAUGGACCCUGAUUACUUUCAUGUCAAUUCUUAAAUCUAAAAUUCGUCGUUGAUUUUGGCAAAAAGUGUACAUGAGCGUAACAUUCCUAUAACAGUAUUUUAAUAGAUUUGCAAUGUAAGCUUAUGUCGCUUUUGAGCGUCAGAUAAUGGGUGUCUUAAAAAUCUGUGACAGCGCAUAUCGGCAUGCAAAUAUCUUCGUUAUUAUUUAAAAAUUUAAAUUAAAUAAACAGGUAAAAUAAUAUUUAAAAAAAAUUAUCGCAUAAAGAUUUUAUAUGCGAUUGUACACUUUUUGUUUGUAAAAUCAGAAUGAAUUUUUAAAAAUAUGUACCUAAUGAUAAAGAUGCCAUCUGUCCCUAGGUGUGUAAAGCAAUGAUAUUCUAAAGUGUUAGUGAAGGUAUAUUAGUAAGUUUUAGUAAAAUAAAGGCUCGCGCAGGAUCUGCCGCGGCGGCGCGUGGACAUGCUGACUAUAACCCGACUUAACAAAGCGAGGUUUGGAUUAGCAAGAAAAAAGUGUUAAAACCCGCCAUAGUGGCUCACGUAAGUGUGUCGCAGUCCGGGAUCAGCCUGUGUAUAUUCGGUUCCAACAGCCAUAAUUAUGUCGACUGUCGAGGGGUAAUCAGCUCUCGUCAGUCGACAUUCUAUUGAACACCACUUCACUUACAAUCAGGUGGAUUGAGGUCACUUUGGCGUGCACGUAUAAAAAAAAACUAUAAAAUUAAAGGCAAACCUUUCGCUAUAAAUAUUGGCAAGUCGACUAGGCCAGCGUAUUCUAAGGUAAACCUUCUCAGUUGAUGCCGGUGUCUAAUAAUAAUGAAUAAGAUAGAAUGGAUACUUCUAUCUUAUUCAUUAUUUAAGAUGCUGUAUUGUGCAUUAUGAGAUUAACAACGAAUAUUGUAAUCUCAACUUGGUCUGUUGUUAAUGUGGUUUACCAGGCAAGCGACUUGUUCUUUUGUCAAUCAGUCGUAGAUUUUUUUAUUACCCAUCUAACGAUCGCUUUUAAUAAACGAUCCCAAUCUCAAUCUUCAAUUCCGAGAUUGAACCAAUCAAAAUUAAUUUGUAAGCGUCAAACAAACUGUUCUGAUUGGUCCAUUUUUGAGAUCGAAAAAAGCGAUUGGGAUCGUUCAUUGUAAAAGGCGGUGAGUCAGCAUAUUUACGCGUCGGCUCGACGCAACGCGCCAGCUUAUAGUCCAUCACGACAUAUCGGUGCUUGAGCGAAGUUUGAAAUUAUUCCUAAAUAAAUAUAACUUGUAGAUAUUUAUUUUAUUAUGUAUAGAUGAACGCACCAUUGCGACGUAGUGAGAUAUAGAUAUAGAUCGAUGUAUUUAAUGUUUUAUCGUCUGAAGGAAAAAUAUUGAAGUGUUUUUUCUUAGCAUUGAAGCACUAAAAUUAGGGUAUUAGCAAGGAAUGCCAAAAUACAAUUUAUUUAGUUGUAACUGUCUUUUAAAAAAAAUCAAAACCUAAUAUAAAAUAAUGUUUUUUUAUGUAUUUUAAUGAUUUUUUUGUACUUUGUAUCAAAUUGUUCAUUAAUAUCGGCCAAACCGCUCGUAUCAACUUUCCUGUGAAAUACUGAGUAGUCGUCAAAAGAGGUUCGUAAAAACACGUCCAUAUACAUUUUCAUGAUAUAAAUAUCAAUUCAGUAUUCUUUCUUUGGACGCUAGUUUAAAUAGUAGAUUGUAAUCGCAUUCGCCCGCGCCCAACCGAUGGUCAAUGAAUGGACUUUUGUCUCAGUAGUUUAGGUGUAAAGUUCGCGUAAUGGCGCGGGUGAGUGUGGUCUACGUUAAGUGUAAUUUUUGUAAGGUUUCAUUGCCCCAUUGAAGGUAUAGUUCACACAUUGACCGUGCCCUCAAUUUGCGAUAUCAAAAGAUACAUUUCAGUGGAUUAUUUUGGUGUAACUUUAUUGUUACUACUCGACAUAAUGAGACUUAACAUCUCAUGUCUCAGGACGAGCGCCGUGGAAUACCAAACAAUACUUAGUAUUUCAAGGUGUUGGAUGGUGUUUCUACUGUUUAUGGGUGGUCGUAUCGCUUACAAUCAGACGGGAAGCUCGUCUCAUCAGUUAAAGCAAUAAAAAAAAACAAUUUAAUUGAUAUAUUCAGAAUUAUAGAGAUGUGAAUGAUUUUUUUUUUGUUUAAAACUCUAAGGAACAAAAUUCGCAUAUUCAAAUAUUUUUUUCUCGUAUUUAUAUAUAACAUUUAAAAUUUUAACAUUUAAAAAAUAUUUAUAUAACAUUUAAAAAAACGAUGUCUAGGUAUCGAUUAGUGUGUGAAUUAACUUUAGAAGUCUAGUGCCGAUAUUAUUUCAGUUUUAAUAGUACCAAUGAAUUGUACUUUUAUACGUUUUUUUUUAAUGAAUUAAGUACACUUUUAUAGGAAACGCAAUGAAAUAUAUUUAUUUAAACUUAUUGCACGAUUCAAAUCUAUAAUAUUUUUGUUAAAUUAGAUAUUAAUAAAUAUUGUCCUUUACAAUUAUAUUAAAAUUUAGGUGUCGCUCUUAUACUACCAAAAGUAUUGUAAAAAUACGAUAACGAAAAAAUUUUUUUUUUUUUGUAAUCAAUUUCUAUUUCUAUCAAUUCAAAAAAUAUUUGACAAUUCUUUUAUCUAGUAACACUAACACACUACGUGGCGAAGUCGGGUGAACACUAAUAUUGUCUGUUGUCGUAUUUUUAUAAUUAUUCUCGUAUCUUCAAUUGCUUGUAUCGGCUUCUUCAACUUUACUAAAGACUGUACCACGUUUAUGUAAAAAGACCCAUCUUUUACCAAUAAUUCUCAAUUAGCGUUUUUUCUUUCAUAUAUAAAUUAAUUUUAAAACUUAUUUUUAAAUGAUGACAAUAAUGGACGUGUGCUUUAUUUUAGUAUUGCCAGCAUUUUAGCGCGAUUAUACCAUGGCCGUUAGUUUAUUCAGUUUUUUAUUAUUAAAAUAACGUUGUUUGGGUCACAACAGCGUAUAGAACAUUCUUAUUUUAUUAAUGUAUAUUUUGUAUUAGAACACUCUAUAAAAUCCAGUGUAUAUAGUAAUAACAAUUUUACAAAAUUUACCGCCAUUUAAAAAAAAAAACAUUUUUAAUCUGUCGCGAAAAUAGACCAAUCAGUAAAACGGUUUUUUGACAUGCUCACAAAUAAUUUAAUUUGAUUGGUUCAUUCUCAGAAUCGGAUUGAAGAUUGAGAUUGGGAUCGUUUGGUGCAAACUUGAUCUGUUUGCGAUGGGAUGCAAUAGGUUAACCUAAACUAUUUUAUAAUCCUUAGAUUUUUGUUCAUUGUGAGUAUUAUCCCUGAUGAAUGACGGUCGUGCGUUGUUUCUUGCCCUGUUGUUACACAAACAACGAUUGUAUAUUUAAGUAAGUCGUAGCCAAAGACUCGAACGCCUAGUCUCGGUGAUGUGUUUUAUGAGUAUAUUUUAUUCGCAUUUAAUUAUAUAAUCUGUAAGGGACAGUUGUCGGACGAAUGUUACCAAAACUAUAUCAGAAUGCAGACUGACGUGUGCACGUUUUUAACAUAGUUAUUUUUGCUAGAUUCUAGUUGUGCGGGACACGGGAAAGAAAUUAUUUUGGAUGGAGUUUGUGUGUGAAUGCCUUGUUGCGAUUUUUAUGUCGUUACUGAGUCAUAAGAUUUUAUUUAUAAAUAUAACUAAAAAAAUAUACCAAAAUAAUGGUUCUUAUUAAUUUUUUACUGUAAAAUGAAAUAGUAAAGUCAAAUUCGACAAAUUGUAAUUUCGUAAUGUGGAUGAAUUGUAAAAAUGUUAAAUUAUAAUAUGACGUGUUAAUUCGUCAACGUCCAUGCUAAUAAUAAAUGUAUUGAAAAGUAGAGUCCGUGUAAUUUCUAUCGCGUGUCAAACUGUAGUGGUAGAUCAAACCUGGCCUAGAAUAUGAACGAAAGGUUUCAUGACGUCUCGCAGGUCACAAGUACAGUUCACCGCAAUUAUCAUAUUUAAGUCAUUGAAGUGAACAAUAUAAAGCGUACAUAUUCCAAUAAUGUAUGUACAAUAUGUGUUGUUUGUUGUUUAAAUGUAUUUUAUACUAAUUUUUUUUAUGAAUGUUUAUAGAUUUUUUUAUAUUUUAUCAUUUACCUGUGAGACUAUGAGUAUUACAGAGCAGCUGUUAAUGUAAUAACGAUUUAUUUGAUGUUUACAUUUUUAGUGAAUAAAUGUAAUG